Eurytemora carolleeae is the source of this 783-nucleotide messenger RNA. Its product is annotated as circumsporozoite protein-like. Lineage: Eukaryota; Metazoa; Arthropoda; Copepoda; Calanoida; Temoridae. The transcript is spliced from 3 exons. The record is from RefSeq and is a predicted model, not a curated record. The coding region runs from base 1 to 783 and encodes 260 amino acids.
AUGAAUAUUUUCUCUGUGAAGUGGUAUUCAAAGUUAAAUAGUGAACCCGGAGCACAGUUAAACAGUGAACCCGGAGCUCAGUUAAACAGUGUAACCGGAGCUCAGUUAAACAGUAUACCCGGAGCACAGUUAAACAGUGUACCCGGAGCUCAGUUAAACAGUUUAAACAGUGUACCCGGAGAACAGUUAAACAAUGACCCCGGAGCACGGUUAAACAUUGAACCCGGAGCUCAGUUAAACAGUGUACCCGGAGCACAGCUAAACAGUGAACCCAGAGCUCAGUUAAACAGUGUACCCAGAGCACAGUUAAACAGUGUACCCAAAGCACAGUUAAACAAUGAGCCCGGAGCUCAGUUAAGCAGUGUUCCCGGAGCACAGUUAAACAGUGAGCCCGGAGCACGGUUAAACAGUGUACCCGGAGCACAGUUAAACAGUGAACCUGGAGCUCAGUUACACAGUGUACCCAGAGCACAGUUAAACAGUGUACCCAAAGCACAGUUAAACAAUGAGCCCGGAGCUCAGUUAAACAGUGUACCCGGAGCACAGUUAAACAAUGACCCCGGAGCACGGUUAAACAGUGAACCCGGAGCUCAGUUAAACAGUGUACCCGGAGCACAGUUAAACAGUGAACCCGCAGCACAGUUAAACAAUGAGCCUGGCGCACGGUUAAACAGUGAACCCGGAGCUCAGUUAAACAGUGUACCCGGAGACAAGCUAGCUAGAAAUCAAACAUGCCAUUUCCUCUUCUAUUUUUGCUAUAUUCUGCCCUUCAUUAAAGGGUGA